CUUCUCCAAAGGAGCAUCCGGUCCCCUCGCCAACCUGGCCCGGACCUUGCGCUCCUCCGUCGCUUGAGAAGGAAAUGUCGGUCACGGGGAGGGGGCGGGAAUCUUGAUUUAUUUCCCUGUCCUUGGACAACUUGUAUAUAUGAGUGUCCUCCUCCCCUCUUUUCUCAAUGCUUCAGACACGGGUGCCUGCGUGCGCGCUCGAAGGAGGCAGCGGCAAGCGCCUCUGCUCCUCUCCGCCCAAUCUUCCCUGCGCUACGGCUUUGCAAAGGAGGAGGAAGAGGAAGAUGGCGAGCCAAUGCAAUUAGCCUAACAAGGGACCGGCGGCAGUGGGAGCAGUCGGCGGCGGCGGCGGCGGCUUUUGCCCGGGCCACUGACACAUCCCACCCCCCUUUUUUUUCUUUUUCUUCUCGCCGGGGCGACCGGUUGAGAAAGUCCAGCGGGAUCUUUCCCUACGCUCUCCCCCCCUUUUUUUUUACUCUCGCAGGGCUUUUUGGACAAGAAUCCCUUUCCUCUUGGAUCCCAUCGUGAAGGCGAGGCUUGCUUAGAAUUUGCGUGCUGGACAGCGCUCUUUUAAAAAACAUUUUUUUUUUUUUGCUCUCUCCCAAAAGACAGAGACGGGUCUUUUUCCCAGCUUGAGCGCUAUCCCAUUUUUUCAGGUGGGAGUGGCUGCACCCCUUUUCCUUGGUGCAUGUGGACAGCCGUGUUUUUCUUUUUCUUUUGCCUACCGCCCCACUUCCUCCCUCUGGAGCCUAUUUUUGCCGCGCGACAACCCCACCACCACCAACACACACACACACACACGCAAACACCCCAUGUUGACUCCAGCAGAUUUCUUCCCCCUCAUUGUAACUGGAGUCUGAAAUAAUGGCGAGCCGUUGGACACUUUGGGGAAAAAGAGGCUCCUCGGCACCCGAAAUCCCCGAGAAAUGCAGCCAGGGGGUGAUGCUCAUCUCUGAUUCACAGCCGAAGAGCCAGCAUUGUCCGAAGACAUUUCCGUGGUCAUGUGGCAUAUGCCAAAGGUGCACGGAAUGCUGUUACCUUCCCACCAAAAUGUGCGGGUGUUGUCAACCCGCGGAUCCGGAGCCGCAUGCAGGUCUUUGGGCCUUCUGCUGCUGUUCCUUGCCCCAACACUGGCUGGCCCUGCCCCUCACCGUCCCCUCCCAGUCACUCCUUGGCUGGCCUGAGAAGGUAUCCAAACAUGAAGAGGAAAAAGGGCAGUGUGAAACAGGGUCAAUGUCAGAAGAUGAAGAAACUUGGCCCGGACUUAAACUGAUAGCUUUACGAAGAUCACCAAUGGGUUUUGGUUUUACCUUAAGACAUUUUAUUGUUUACCCUCCAGAAUCUGCUAUUCAGAUAUCUUUAAAAGAUGAAGAGAAUGGAAAUAAAAGUGGCUCUUCAAUACACUUUAUGAAGAAAAGAACUAAAGUAGACUUCACUGAAAAAGCUCGAGGGAGAGCAAGAGCAAGAGCAAGAAAGAAGCCUGAGCCAGUGGAUACCAUAUUUGUUAAACAAGUUAGAGAAGGAGGUCCUGCUUUUGAAGCUGGACUAUCCACAGGUGACAGAAUUAUAAAAGUGAACAGGGAAAGUAUCAUAGGGAAGACAUUUUCUCAAGUAAUUGGUUUAAUUCAGAACAGUGAUGAUGAUUUGGAACUCAGUGUUAUGCCAAAAGAUGAGGACAUUCUUCAACUUGCAUAUUCCCAGGAUGCCUACCAGCAAGGCAAUGAAGCCUACACUGGUAAUGCUCUUUACAUACCUGAACCUCCACCAAUAAGUUAUCCUCGAUUAACAUAUCCAACUCCUGUCCUGACAUUACCUAUGGAGAAAGCACCUCCUGACUUAUCACUGGGAAAGCAAUCAAAUAGUAGAGCUGUACCGACAUUAGCACAACCUGAAAAGGCCUGCAGAAAGGAAAUACAAGUGCCUCCAUCUCCAAAAGAUAUUGCAAAAUCUAACACAGCUGUCUGUGUUUGUAACGAGACCAUAAGAACAGUUGUUGUGCCUUCUGAGAACGAUGUAGACUUUUCAUCAGUUAGAACAAACCACACUAGUCCAUCACACCAGACAGAAGAUAUAAAAUACAGUUUCAAAGAACAAACCUCUGUAAAAGCAAAACCACGUACCACUUCACCUUCCUCUUCGAUGUCCACUGCCAUUAUACUUCCUCAGACUCCACUUACAAAACCAACAGAUUCCCCAGAAGCAGCCUGUGAUUCUGGAAACUAUGAAGGAGAGCCAAAAGGAGCUUCAGGUUGUAGUUCUCCUGCUCAGAGUGGAGAUUCUCCCUCUGGUAAUAUUAAUCACACCACUUCUCCAAGUGCCCGUCGUAAGAUAGACUGGAAAACUUACAAAACCUACAAAGAAUAUAUUGAUAACAAACGCUUUCCCAAAUAUGGUUUCAGAACCAUACAGGAAAGGUUAGAUAGUUUAAGAGGCACAUCCACACAUUCAGUAGAUUACUAUAUUGGCUCACAGGUACGCUGCAGAAGCACCUCUCAUGAUAGGAGCUCACAGUCUCUAUCUGCUCGGCAAAGGAGCAUAUCCCAGGAAAGAGUUAAAGAUACUGUAUUAAUCAAAAGGUGGCCAAGAAGUGCUUCGCAAGAUAGUUUAACUUCACCAGUUAUCAGUCCUCGAAGUCGUAGGGCACGCUCCUGGAACUAUUUAGGCAGACACGGUGAAGCAGUGGAAAGUGUUCCCAGUCAGGACCUUAUUGCAGAUUCAAGCACAGCCAAAAAAAUUACAAAUGAAUGUACUGAACUUACUGAUCAAAAUGACCCUCAAGGCGUUUAUGAAAUUUCAUGUGAUUUUUCUGUGGCUCCUGGUGUUUAUUCUUCAGGUGGUAGACAAAUAAGCAACCGAGUCUUAGGACCCUUUGCUCAAUUCCAGAAAAAUUCAACUGAUGUAAAAUUGCUGCAACCUUCCAAGGAUUUGCCGACCACUGGAGGUUCAAGAUCACCUCGCUCAACAACUAGAAGCACAAGAAAUAGUUCUUUGAAGACCUGUGUACGUUAUGCAGCAAAGCCAUCAUUUCCUUCUAAUCAGAGUCUUGAUAGUGCUACAACCACAGACCAAAGAGAAAUUAAUUAUGUGCACUAUAGUGGUUUGCCACCUCAACAAUCCAGGAAACAUGCAGAAAGUCCACCAGAUCCCAAACUAGACAUGAGCAAGUCUAAUCUUUCCCCCGUUUCCUAUACAACUUCUGUCAAUUUUGUCCCACAAGUUAACGAGCACUUAACUACCUUGGUUAAUUUAGAUGUGUCUGUCAGACAAAAGAUUCAAAACUUUGAAACCGAAGCUAUAAAACAGCCUGAAGUCCAAGCAACAGAUGAGACAAAUGAGGAGGAAGUGGUUUUGCGGGAAAAGCCAUCUUCUGGCCAUCAAACCCCACAGCUUUUGCGACAUCAGUCCUAUAUUUUAGCUGUAAAUGGUCAGGACUCUGCCUCUGAGACCACUUGUUGGUUACCCAAUGAUGCACGGAGAGAAGUUCAUAUAAGAAAAAUAGAAGAAAGGAAAGCCUCUUGUUCCUGCACACCUUAUGAUUCCUUGGCAUCAAUUCCAUUCAUAGAUGAGCUGACCAGUCCUAGUAUUGACAUGGACAUCACCCACAUUCCAGCUUCUGCUGUUAUUUCACCACCUCCUUCACGAGCAAUGGCUACCACCAGUGCUGUUCCUUUGAGUUGCAGUGCUCUUGUACCUUUUAUUCGACGUCAACUGUCUUCUGGCCAUGAAUCAAUUAGGACUAGUGACCUAGAUGAUCAAUUCCCUGCAAAAAAUGAAAGGUCCAAAUCUUAUGAUGAAGGACUUGAUGACUAUAAAGAAGGAAAAAGGGCCAUAAAGCAUGCACCGAGCUUAAAGGAAAUUAAGAUUCCAAAUAGCCAAGCAUCUUCAAAAAAUGCAGGAUUCAGAAAAGCAUCUGCUUCAGAAGUCUUUGGUGACACCUCCAAAGAAGGAUAUCUUCAUUUUCGGCAGUUGGUUACAGACAAGGGGAAGAGAGUUGGUGGGAGCAUCCGGCCAUGGAAACAGAUGUAUGUCAUCCUCAGAGGGUGUUCAUUAUACUUAUACAAGGAUAAAAAAGAACCAGCUAUGCUUUCUGAGGAGGAACAGCCCAUCAACAUCAAUGCUUGUUUAACAGACAUUUCAUAUAGUGAUACCAAGAAGAAACAUGUGUUUCGGCUUACUACAUCAGACUGUGAAUACCUGUUUCAAGCUGAAAAUAGAGAUGACAUGCUGGCAUGGAUUAAGGCUAUACGAGAAAACAGCAAUGAGGAGGACACAGGUGUCUCAAGCAAGGAUCUAAUUAGCCGGAGGAUUAAAGAAUACAGCACAAUUAUGGGUGCUUCUAGUGGCAAAACUGAGCCACUUUCAAAACCAUCCCGACCGAGCCUUAUUAAAAGACAGACAUUCCUUGGCACUAAAACUGAGCAAAGAACUCAGAGUCCACAUUCUCCUAAGGAGGAAUCAGAAAAGAAAUUCCUUACUAAAGAAAAAGAUGAGACAAGCCCACCCAAAGAUAAAGGUAUAUGGCGAAAAAACAUUCCAAGCAUCAUGAAAAGAACAUUUGAAAAGAAGCCAUCUGCCGCUUGCACAUUUGGUGUCAAACUAGAUGAUUGUCCCCCAGCAGAAAGCAAUAAGUAUAUUCCAAGAAUUGUUGAAAUAUGCUGCAAACUAGUUGAAGAGAGAGGUCUUCAAUAUACUGGUAUUUAUAGGGUUCCAGGAAAUAAUGUUGCCAUCUCAAAUAUGCAAGAAGAACUGAACAAAGGAAUGACUGACAUUGACCUUCAAGAUGAUAAAUGGCGAGAUCUGAAUGUUAUAAGUAGUUUAUUGAAGUCCUUUCUUCGAAAGCUUCCAGAACCACUCUUUACUAAUGAGAGAUAUACAGCUUUCAUAGACGCCAACAGAAAAGUAGAUCCUAUUGAACGACUAAAAACAUUGAAAAGCCUGAUCUAUGAUUUACCUGAACAUCAUUUUGAAACACUUAAAUUUCUCUCUGCCCAUCUGAGAAGUGUAGCAGAACAUUCAGAAGAGAACAAGAUGGAACCAAGAAACCUGGCAAUAGUAUUUGGUCCAACACUUGUGAGGACAUCUGAAGAUAACAUGACUAAUAUGGUUACUCAUAUGCCAGAUCAAUACAAAAUUGUAGAAACACUUAUCCAAAAACAUGACUGGUUUUUCGCAGAAGAUGAUGCUGAACAACCUUUUACAGGAGUUCAGGAAGCAAACACAGUAGAGUCUCAGCCAGUGCCAAGCAUAGAUCAUUUACUCAGCAACAUUGGAAGGAUUGGAGUAUAUCCUGGAGAUGUAUCAGAUUCAGCUACUGGUGACUUUUCCAAAUUUAAGGUUUCUUGGGGAUCUGGAAAUAAUCAAUACAGCAGAGAGCUACUCAAAUCCUCUAUAUUUGCCACAACCAGUCGCAAGCGGAAAAAAGCAAAAGACAAAUUGCAACCCAGCAGCUCUGAAGAUGAGUGGGAUAGUGCUUUUUUCAUGAAGGAGCCUGCAGAGCUCCAUUUCAAUGAUUCAGCAAAAAAGGACACAUCUAAAACGGAGCUGGAGAAGGAAACCGCAGGGGGAAUAGAGAAAACAGGAUUUCCGAAAGAAAAAGAAGACUGUGUUAACAAUUCUGCAACAAGCAAGGAUGAAAUGUUGCUGAAAAAAGAGAAUUUGUUCUCUGAAGAACCCUCAACAUCUUAUAUUCAGAAAUACAGGAGAUCCCCAAAUCUCGUCUCCUGGCAAAAUACAGAAAAAGAUUACCAUAAAGUCCCUAAUUUCCAGAUUGCUUCUGUGUUGGAAGAAACCACUUUGGACUCAGGCACUACCCUCAGCUGCAGUUCACCUCUGCAAAAAGUAUCCUGUAAAAGAUUAGGAGACCCUGAAAAUAAACGCAGUGAAUUUUUAACUGCUGAUGUUGGCUCCAUCACUUCAGGUUACUCCACAACAUCCUCCACUGCAUAUUUAGCUGGUGUAGAUUCCACUGUGCUGGCUACUGAAGCGCUUUACUCGGUGACUGAGAGUAAAGGAGAAGAGGCCGAUGACGAAAGUAGUGAGCUGAUCAGUGAAGGUCGCCCUGUAGAAACAGACAGUGAAAAUGAUUUUCCUGAUUUUGCAGCAAGUUCUCCUGUGGAUAGGUUAUUCAGGGAGAAGACUCAAGACAUGGCAAAGAACCUUAGGAGAAACUCUGAAGAAAAUGAAGUAGGUUGUUCAGGAGGCACUUCAACGCCAAAGUUAGACAGUCGCCGACUUUUCAAUUCAUACAAACUUAUUGAAUGUGAUACUCUAUCUCGGAAAAAGUUGGCCAGGUACAAAAUGGAGAGUGAAGGCUUAAGGGAUGCAAAACACGAGGAGGAUAUAAAGAAAGGAAAGACAGACAGCAGCUUAACCCCAUCAACAGGAAGUGAACCUGUCAAACAGGAGCCUACAUGGAAACUCAAGAUUCCAGACAGAUUAAGACUGCGUCUCAAAUCAUCCUCCGAUGAUAUGCUUGGAAGUGGCAGUCAGGAGUCAAGCCCUGCAGAGAGCUCCAAAAGAAAGAACAUCAGGCGAAGACACACAUUAGGAGGACAGAGAGAUUUUAUUGAAUCAAGUGUUCUGAAUGCAUGGAAAAUUCAAGAGAAAUACCCAAGCAUGGAGAAAGACACUUUAGCAGUAACCCGACCUAAGACAAAAUCCCCAUCCCAGUACACACCCAUUUCAGAGUAUGUUGCACAAGAGCGUCUGCUGAGUAACCCAGUAGACCUUAAAACAAAUAAAACUGAAAAGGUGAAUGUAAGCCAAUUAGAUGAUUCCUCAAAGGCAGAAUCCUCAUUUUCUGCAGAGUUAUCAUCAGGAGGUGAUAGUACCACUUCUUCUGGUAGUUCUUCCACUGAAGCUUGGUACAUAAAACCCAUGGAGUACUCAGUACUCUAGACCAUUUCAGUGGAGAAAGCUACCAAACUAUGAAUGAGGUCCAUCAGCCUGGCUGUUGAUGCUCACCCUCAAUAAUUAUCUGAGACCUUGGAGAUUAUGUCUUGAUUCUACUAGUCCUUUUGACACAGUUAAAUAGCCGCUGCCACAGUUCAGUAGCGUAUUUUCUUUUUUCUUUUCCUCGGUUGUUCUGUAUGCUUUUCCCCACCCUACACACAGUGUUAGUGUGCACUAUGCAUAAUGCAGCUACAAUAUUAUUAGUCAGAAGAAAAAAUAAUUCUUUUUAUUUUAGUUGUUAACAAGUGCCUCAUCAACUUUUUUUUAAAGUUCAUUUGAUUUGUUAAGGUGCCAUAAUAGUUGUUAUAUUUAGAUAUUUAUGUUAACUGUAAAGAGCAAAUUGCUACAUUUUAUUGUAGAGACUGAAAGGGAGAAUGUAAACCAAUUAGAUGAUUCCUCAAAAACAGAGUCCUCGUUUCCUGCAGAGUUAUAAUCAAGAGGUAAUAAUACCAGUUCUGAUAGUUCUUCUGGUUUAUAAUACUCACUGAGUACUUGGAUUUCUAAAUCACUGGGAAAAGCUACCAAUAUAUGAACAAUGAUAUUCACCCUCAUAAAUUAUCUGGGCCCAGGAGGAUAUAACUUGAUUCUACCAGUCCCAUUGAGACCAUUAAAUGGCCAGCACCACAAUUCAGUAGCUCUCCCCUCCCUUCCCCUCUCCUCUCUUGUUCUAUGUUGUCCUGUCCCCCAGUGUUAGUAUGCACUAUGCAUUAAUGCAACUAUGACAUUGUUAGUUGGAAGAAAAAAAAAUUUGAGUUUAGUCGUUAACAAGUGCCUCAUCAAAAAUUAAAAUUUUAAAAAAGUUCAUUUGGUUUGUUAAGGUGCCAUAAUAGUUGUUACAUUUAGACAUUUAUGUUAAACAUAAAACAAAUUGCUGCAUUUUAUUGUUAAGACAUUUCAUUACAUUUUUCAAAAUGUAACACACAUGGGUACAGAGCUUCCAUUUAGGCAUUCCAGUUGGGUUUUUGAGUUUUAUAUUCUGAUUUUAAUACAGUUUUUGAGUAUUAUGUGACUUGAAUUUUUACUCUUUCUGUAAAAUAACUUAAAUGUAAAUACACUAUGUGUGUAUCUUUUCCUCAGACACCAGCUUUGAUAUAAAUGUUGUAACAUAGAAGUGUAGAUAGUAGAUCCUGGAUAUGUGGAUAGAACUGGUUUCUUUUACCAAGAAUAUAAUUCUGCAUGAGGAGUUAAUAAAUCCAGAUCUGUACAUGCUUCUGUGUAUAUCCACUUAAAACACUGGAAAUAAAUUGGUUUUGAUUGUU
This is a messenger RNA of Ahaetulla prasina, 8210 nucleotides long. RefSeq names its product Rho GTPase activating protein 21 (gene ARHGAP21). Lineage: Eukaryota; Metazoa; Chordata; Lepidosauria; Squamata; Colubridae. Gene Ontology annotation, biological process: signal transduction; Golgi localization. The record is from RefSeq and is a predicted model, not a curated record. Bases 865 to 6897 code for a protein of 2010 amino acids. The transcript is spliced from 28 exons. Gene Ontology annotation, molecular function: protein binding.